Aspergillus chevalieri is the source of this 1512-nucleotide messenger RNA. RefSeq lists its product as uncharacterized. NCBI's taxonomy places the organism in Eukaryota, Fungi, Ascomycota, Eurotiomycetes, Eurotiales, Aspergillaceae. The coding region runs from base 1 to 1512 and encodes 503 amino acids. The record is from RefSeq and is a predicted model, not a curated record. The transcript has 2 exons.
AUGUCUUUUCUAGACUUGUUCGAUUUCUACGCUUCCCAACACGAUGGUUCAGACCCAGUGCCCGUCAAUGAAGUUCCUGCGACCCCGCUCCGCAAAGAUCUUUCAAAAGGGACCCUGGAAGAUGGAUCACAUUCUGACUCUGUGACCAGAAGGCGUCGACAUGCCGUGUACAUGGAACGACCUCCAGUUUGGCUCCUAAGCCCGGAUCCACCUUUCAACGACCAGGACUUAUCUGGUGGAUACGAUGAUAUCCUGUGUGGACGCUGCGGAAAUUCAAUGAAGCAGAGCCCCGGGAAAUGCUCUGCUGGCGUGUGUCCAAGGGAUUUUGUGCAGGAUACCGAUACCCGGGGUGUCGCUGGUGAGGAGACGACGGACGAGCAAGAAGUCUCUAAACGGGAGUUGCUUUGUGACAUAGCAGCCGCCGUGGCGGAAGCUCAAGCGACUGAAGCUGAUUCGAAUUCAGAGCCGGAAACGCCAUUGCUUAGCCCUUUUAGUGAGCCUACGAAGAGACAAUGCGAUUACUUCUUUGCGGCAAACGAUCAGUCAGAUUUCCCAAACUCGUCCGAGGAAAAUCUACCGAAUUGUCUACAAAGUCCCCUCCGGCAGAGCAAGGCUGGCCUUUGUACUCGUCUGCAUUCGUACAGGGACAUGCGCUUGGAAGUUGGUGAGAAAUGGGCUAUACAAGAAGGAUCGCUGGUUGUUUGCGUCGAUCCGUCAUACACUCAGUUUAUUCGUCAAGAGAAGCUUCCAGACGAGUUUGACAUCACUUCUGGCGACUUCUAUAUCGUUUGCAGUCUAUAUGCGGAUCUGUGGGCCCUCUGCCUCAAACUGUCUUUUGAACAGCUGGCAGACGAUAACAAAGACGAGACUUUGGCAGAGUGCUCUACACAUCUUGGCUUUCUUCCACUCUGCGCAGUGACGCUGGCAGCCAACUUUAGCUCGUUCAUCCGAAGAUGUCAAACUGUGAACGGAACACCGAGAUACCCCGGUAACGGGCUUCCUGUUAUGCCACCAGAGCGCUCACAUAGUCUGAAUGCGAGCAAACAGUUCUUCCAAGGAGAUCGACUUCAUAUCGGUCUGCCUAGUACAGUUUACGACACUUAUAAUACGUUGUCUUUAGAAGCUAUUGACACGGACUUUAUACCUCUGGACUCCACGCUACAGCAAUUAUUUUCUUCCAUCGGGGGUCGGCGAGAUCGUGUGCAAAAACUUGGGAAACGUAUGUCACAUUGGAAGCUCUGGCGCGGAAAGUCUUCGGAGUCAGGACUACCAGAUGAUGCCCCAAGGGAAAGACAGUUUUCAUUCAGGGAUUAUUCCGGCUCGCGGAGUUCCGGGUCGCACCGAUGGAGUUCUUUUUCAUCUACUGCAAGUCAAGGAAGGAAAUGGUUCUCGCCUCGUGCCCCAUUCAAUGGACAUCGCCGAGGCAUCCGGGAUCUGAUGAGAGGACAUGAUAGGUUCCGACAUACACGAGGGGACUCCACUGCAUCUGAUCCUUUAGGCUAUUAUUCGUAG